Messenger RNA from Eurytemora carolleeae, 394 nucleotides. RefSeq lists its product as uncharacterized. Lineage: Eukaryota; Metazoa; Arthropoda; Copepoda; Calanoida; Temoridae. The record is from RefSeq and is a predicted model, not a curated record.
UUUUUGCGUUAUGUCGAGGGUCUUAAAUCUGGAAGAUCUGCGCCCCUUGAUAGUCUCUCAAUUCAACAGGGCAGAAUGGAUGGCGAAGAGCUUUAAAAUGGCUGCGUUCAGACCAACCAUGGAUCAGAAUAGGGCCAAGAUUAUUCUAGGGAUAUCCCCCAGCACAAACAUUGACGAUAUUUCGGACUCAGAUCUUCAUGAUAACUUCAGAAUGAUACAUGAGGCUUAUCAGUUCCUAAUGUUGAAGAAAAGAAAACUGUCUGGAAGAACAAUGACAGAAAACUGGAACAAAAUGGGAACCAAAUCAAAGUUUCUAUCUGCAGCCAAGUUGAAAGAACAGGUGGAGAUAAAUGAGGAGAAAUAAAUAUAAAGAAAUAUAUAUAUAUACAUAUGU